AUCGGACCGCCUCACGAAUAAUGCACAUCCGACCGCCUCACGAUUAAUAUAUAUCGGACCGCCUCUCGAAUAAUGCACAUCCGACCGCCUCACGAUUAAUAUAUAUCCGACCGCCUCACGAUUAAUAUAUAUCGGACCGCCUCAUGAAUAAUGCACAUCCGACCGCCUCAUGAAUAAUGCAUCAGGACCGUCCACGGGCGCCGCGCUCGGGCCGUGGUGGAACGGCCGCGCGGCCGGGAGCGAUCCAGGGGCGCGAGCCGGCCGGAGCGGCGCCGGUCUCCCGGCAACAGCCGCCGGCAGCACGAGGGCCUCGCGGCUGGCUCUGCUCCGCGCCGGGGCCCCGGGAGCCGCGGGCAAGGGCAGCGGCAGCGGCAGGAGGGGUCGGGUCUCUCGGGCCAGAAGCGCGGCGUGUGGCGCGCAGCUUGCCGAGGAGGGAGGCCGGCGCAGCCCCGCAGGCUCUUUCUCAGGCACUGAAUGGAUUUUUUUCCACCGGUGGCUCCUGUGGUGGCAGCUACUCAGUUUUUACCUGGUUCCCAGCUGAAAUACCAAAAGGACAACUUUCAGCCUGGAUUCAUACUUGACAAAGAGGAAAGUUUAAAAGAUCUCUAUGCACAGAAGAACCAAAGAUAUUCCUAUUCUAUGUCUGCAGAAAGCACUCAGGACAAGCCCAGGCACGGAGGCUUCCGGUCAGGUGGACUAGAGAGCAAGUAUCUCAUCAGCCAGGCCUGUACUCUGUCAGCUAAAUCAUUAGGCAGACAUAAAGAAGGAGUGGACCGUGCAUAUCCCCUGCAACCAAUUUCUCACCACAAGAGUGCAAGAGAUCCACUGCUCAGCACUGGAAGUUCCCCCCACGUGCAGGAAGCUCCAGACAGUAGAUCAAGCUCAAUAAGUAAAGAGAUGGUUCCAGCAGGGAGAUCUCUGUUAGCUGCAGUGCUCUGCCCUUGGACACGAGAGCCUGAACCAUCAGCUCCCCAUUUAUACAGGAGAGAGCUGGCCUACAUCCUAAAGCUGGAGGCAGAUAGAAGGAACCUAGAAGAGGCAAUUCAAAAGAAAAAGGCCCUUCUUGGAGAGAAGCUAAAGAGGACAGAGGAGACACUUAGGAGGAUUCAAAGAGAGAAGGAAUUUAUCAACGUAGAGGAGAGAAGAGAAAGUGAAGUGGAGAGGACCCAUGAGCAAAAGGCCACAAGACACCCUGAAGAGAAAACUUUCAGAGCUGCAGACACGCCGGGUGUUGGGAUCUUCAGCGGGGCACAGUCUGCAGAGGACACCAUCCCCAAGUCUGGCACCACUCCCCACCCCCAAGAGCUGCAUGUGGGCAAACUCAAGGAGUGGCUGGGGGCCGCAAAACACAACAAAACAAACAACAGCAAAAUACAAGCCAACAUUCCCAUGGAGCAUUUAGCUUCUUGUUCAAAACUGGUCCCAAAACAGAGCCUUUCUCUCUCUGCCCUCUCAGACCGAGAUUCUGAUGACCACCCAUCUGCAGAGACGCCACACAUGCAGCCUGCCGGUGCUGUGGAGCAGGAGGGCUUUGGACAGUGCAGCUUCUGCAAACGUAAGUUUCUCUGUGCAAGGCUUGAGAAACACAUGAGUAUCUGUGGCAAGAACCAAGACUCCAAGAGGAAAGUGUUUGACUCUAGCAAGGCCAGAGCUAGGGGAACAGAACUGGAACAGUAUCAGCAGCAGAAGAGCUCAAGGAGUCCUCAGAGUAAAACACCACCCAGAAAGAACAACUGGAAGCAGAAGCACGAGGCUCUCAUCCACAUCAUGUCCCAGGCCCGCCAGGUGGAGCAAAUCCUCAAUAAGGGGAGGAAGGUGUCUGGCCUGCCCCCAUUGCCUCCCAUCGAAAACCCAGACUAUGUUGCCUGCACCUACUGUGGACGCAAGUUUGCUCCCCGAGUAGCUGAGAGGCAUAUUCCCAAAUGCAAAGACAUAAGGAAUAGGCCCCCGCCUCCACCACAGAGGAGGCGCUGAUGAGGCAGAGCCCAGCUGUAUCUGCUGCUUUGAUUCCCUGCCUGGCUUUUGCCAGAUUCACAGUUAUGGACAUUUGUGUUUUCUGUAGUCUUAACACUUGCUGCAGCUUCUGUGUACAGCAAGUGAACAGCUCAGGAUGAAUCAGCUGAAAAACAGAACUUGUAUACUUUGACCUGCACCCUAGGUAGCCCCAGAAAAGAUGCCCCUUUCCUCAGCACAAGAAGCUCAGGAUCAGAAAUUCCAGGGUUAGAAAAGGUAGCAAUAGCAGGCACUUACUGUUUGAAUCCUUAUGUCAAUUCAUGUGCAUAGAACAAGGACACUCUGAAUCAGCCAGGCCCUUGAGGCAACAGAACCACCAUCACAAUGAGAUUUAAUAUUUUAAAAAAUGGAGUUUUCUUCCUGCAGGCCAAGUUGCUAGGAACUUCUGAAAGCAAAGAUUUCACCCUUCCUUAAGUCAUCUGCUUAUUUCAUCUUGGUUCAUCAGUGGGAGGGAAUUAUGACAAAAACAUAUCCCUUCUUUUGUUUUCUUCUCAAAAUGUUAUUUUUCUAGAUUCUGAUUAUUAAAUAUAUUAAACUAGUUGUCUUGUGUAAAAGUUAUUUUAAAUGGUCACGGAGUGGUCUGUGUUCUCACAGUAAGAAUGACUACUUUGUAUGAGAAAGUUGCAACAAGAAGCAAACAAGGAAUAAAAAAGCUCCAGAGCUCCUUUUGCAAGUCCUCUGGUAGCAAUAGCAGCAGCUCAUGGGAACCUAGGGAAAGAUCUAAAGCAACUAGAUUAAGCUGGAAUAGUCAGAAGCUGAAUAUGAAUAUGAAUAGUCAGAAGCUGACUAUGAAGUAAUACUCCAGCCAUCAAUGAGUGAACCUGACUCCUGAAAGAGGUUGGAGAGCUUCUGUCCUAUAGAUACAUGAGCAGAAAUCUCAGUCCCUUGGCACAUCCUGGAAAAGCAUGAAGGUCCCAGAAAGGGUCAUUGCUGCACUGUGCCACCCAAUGACAUGUCAACAAAUCUGAGAGAAAAAGCAGACUCAAAAGAAGGGAAAAUAAUUUACUGUAUCCAAACAAGACCAAUGGUUUAACUUGAGAGUUUUGAAAAACUGGAUAGCAAGAGGUAGGAAAGGGGUAAAUUGAAACCUUUAGGCCAGCCUCCUUGCAAUCAUGAAAGGAACAAGUGAUGUGAACACACUAGUUAAAAAAUUCAGCACCACCGGCUGUCUUCUAAUAUUAACUCUGUUUCCCUUGCACUACGUUUUAUUGACUAUAUUUAGUGGACCCUAAAGGUCAGCAGUGUAAAUGGUGACACAUGGAUACACACUAAAAAGCAUUUGAUGCUGUAAAAUAAACCCAUCUGUUGGGGACUUCUUGUAACAGACAGGCAAAAGGCUGAGAUUGAGGAUUGAAACUGUAGACUAAAUAAAAGUUAAUCACCAAGCUUCAUUGUUACCUGUUUUGGAGCUAAGAUAGGCAGUUCACCCCUCCUUGCUGUUGUUUCAGUAUCCAGAAAGUCUCUGGUAACUGGUUUAAAAUGAAGUAACAUGUCAGACAACGAAUCAAGGUCAGCACAGAGAUUUAGGGUGCUGCUUUGCUAUCAUGGUUAGUUACCCUGAUGCUACUCAAGCUGUGUUACUCAUGACAGCUCAGCUUCCUCCUUUGCUCCUGCAGUACAAUCCCCCUCUCAGAGACACGCUGCAUUUUCAGCAUCCAAAUCUCUAGUGGAUUUUAAAUCUUUAACUCUGCUCUGCCUGUCAAGAUAUUUCACAAUUGAAUACCAUUUCUGAUAAAAGUGACAGGCUUUAAGUACAGUGUGCAGGAACAGCUGGCUGAGCAGGUGUCAGGCAGGUUCUCCCUUCUGUAGGCCUUAAUGAUCAGUGAAGAUCUUCUGAGAAAAACAGGUACUUCUUCCCUUUAAGCCUCUCUUCCCGUUACUCAUUUCCCCACUUGGCAUUCAAACUGUGGAAAUAAACACACACACACACACACACAAGCUCCUGACGUCACUAGGAGGAGAUGUAGCAGUAUGAGAAAAGAAUGGGGUUUUUGUUUGGUUGUUGUUGGUUUCUUUCAAUGAAGGGACACAGAAACUGACUUUUUUUUUUUUUUUAA
Molecule: messenger RNA, 4070 nt
Organism: Motacilla alba alba
Lineage: Eukaryota; Metazoa; Chordata; Aves; Passeriformes; Motacillidae
Gene: ZC2HC1C
Product: zinc finger C2HC-type containing 1C
Exons: 3
Coding region: 475-1974 (499 amino acids)
Source: RefSeq, a predicted model, not a curated record